This is a messenger RNA of Otolemur garnettii (small-eared galago), 4271 nucleotides long. It is a transcript of the gene TSPAN9, whose product is annotated as tetraspanin 9. Gene Ontology annotation, cellular component: membrane. The record is from RefSeq and is a predicted model, not a curated record. Lineage: Eukaryota; Metazoa; Chordata; Mammalia; Primates; Galagidae. The transcript is spliced from 8 exons. Bases 215 to 934 code for a protein of 239 amino acids.
UUCUGGAGGCUGGAAGUCCAAGAUCAAGGGGCCGGCACGGUCCGGUUCUGACGAGGGCUGUCUUCUGGGUUGUGGACUUCUUGUUGUACAGUGGAAAGAGGGUGAGAGAGCUCUCUGGACGUCCCUUUUAAACGGAACCAAUCUCAUCCAGGAAGGCAGUACCCUCAUGACCAUCUUCUAAGAUCAUCACCUUGGGGAAUUUAAGAAGUGCAACAUGGCCAGGGGCUGCCUCUGCUGCUUGAAGUACAUGAUGUUCCUCUUCAAUUUGAUAUUCUGGCUCUGCGGCUGUGGGCUACUUGGAGUGGGCAUCUGGCUCUCCGUGUCCCAAGGCAACUUUGCCACCUUCUCCCCCAGCUUCCCCUCGCUGUCCGCGGCCAACCUUGUCAUCGCCAUUGGUACCAUCGUCAUGGUGACAGGCUUCCUUGGCUGCCUGGGGGCCAUCAAGGAAAACAAGUGCCUCCUCCUCAGUUUCUUCAUCGUCUUGCUGAUCAUCCUCCUGGCAGAGCUGAUCUUGCUCAUCCUCUUCUUUGUCUACAUGGACAAGGUGAAUGAGAACGCCAAGAAGGACCUGAAGGAAGGCCUGCUGCUGUACAACACCGAGAACAACGUGGGGCUCAAGAACGCCUGGAACAUUAUCCAGGCCGAGAUGCGAUGCUGUGGCGUUACUGAUUACACAGACUGGUACCCGGUGCUGGGGGAGAAUACAGUUCCUGACCGCUGCUGCAUGGAGAACUCACAGGGCUGUGGGCGUAACGCCACCACACCCCUGUGGAGAACGGGCUGCUACGAGAAGGUGAAGAUGUGGUUCGAGGACAACAAGCACGUGCUGGGCACGGUGGGGAUGUGCAUCCUUGUCAUGCAGAUUCUGGGCAUGGCCUUCUCCAUGACCCUCUUCCAGCACAUCCACCGGACUGGGAAAAAGUACGAUGCAUGAGUGGGCUGACUGGGAGCACCCCAGCCCUGCCCAGACACUCUGUGGAGGGAAGAGGAUUGAGCUUUGUGUCGCCUGCCUGCACUCUCCAGACUGUGACCCUGCACCCACCCACACCCUGCCCUCCCCUGCCCACUGCCUCAGCCUCAGACAUCUGGGUGGGUGGAGGACCAGAGAGGAGGAGGCUCAAGGAGACCGGGGCCACAGGCACCCGCAUUCCUGCACCUGCAUCUGUGUAUUUGCCAAAGACGACGGGGUGGACUGGGGACAUGCUCAGGAGGAGCCCCCGGCAUGGAUGGGUUCCUGCCCCCCACCCUUCCUCACACUGACUUUUGUCCCUGUGUGGGGUGGGGCCCGGUGGAGAGACUGCCCCAGCGGGGGUCACUGCUGUCCACGGCUGCCGUGGCAAGGUUGGUGGGGGUGGGGUCGGACUGCCUUUAAGCAAGGCCCCUGGAGCAUCUUGCCCAGGCUUUUUAUACCUUUACAGUGUAACUUUUUUAUUUUAUUUUACUCUGAUUAUGAUUAUUCAGGAAUAUUAUCUCAGAUAAGUUUAGGGUUAGCUUUCUGAUUUAUAACUUUUUACUGUGUUGAUUUCUUUAAUGGUUUGCUUUUUUCCCGAGGGUGGGGGGCGGGUGGGAAGAAAGGACAUCCGUCCAGUUUCGUUCGGGAUAAACCACUGUGUGACACCCACAAGGUUCUCGCUCAGAAUGCACUGAAGAGGAAGGAGCCGGCAGCAGGGUGUGGGCCCUGCCUGGCCUGGCGUCCGUGGACAGGUGCCUGGAAGUGGCAGGUGGAGUGUGGCAGCGUGGAGGGGCAUCCUGCACCAGUGGUGGCAUUUGGAGGGGGUAUCCUCUGGGGGCUGGUGAAGCACCUCUCCACAAGGGCAGCCGGAGCCAGCAGGUCCUUAGGCUUUUUGCUGAUGGGCAGUUUCUGGUGUUUUUCCUUCUUCCUUCCUCCUGCUCUCUGCUGGUGUGGGAGGCUUCCCCUUCUCCCCAUGCGGGCAUCGUUCCCGCGACAGGUUCUGCACACCCCAGUUACUCUCACAGACAUUCCUGCUAGAAACUCUCAGACAAAUACCUCUCUAGUUCAGAUGCUGCUCACUUUCUCACCUUGCUUCUGGAAGGGGAAGCAGUCCUGUGUUCUGCUGCAGAGGACCGUGACCAUCAGGAGAGGGAGGUGGAACUGGUGCCCGCCACUCCCUGCUGCCUUCACUGGGCUGCUGCUGGGAGGGUAGGAAAGGUGUCAUCCAGGUCCCAGGACCCUCUGCACUUUCCCCGGGUUCACUGACAUCAGCAGCAGUGGGGUGGGUGGCAAUUACAUCCUGCGUGAUCCUAAGGAGAAGUACCAAGAGCCCGAGAGAGGAAGACAGACUGGCUCUUGUCAUGCAGUCCCAGAGGAGAGCAGCCUGAGUCAGGAUGUGGAUAGACUGGGCAUGGGUGGUAGACGACAGUAUUCAGCUGCAGCAGGAUGUCGUCCCCUCUCCCCCUAACCAGUGCGGGUCCAGUUUAAUGUUUUGUAGUUAAGAAAAGAGUCAAGACCGUGUGGGACUGAGCUUGAUGGGGUCAUCCACUCACUACCCGGGGUCCAGCACCUUUUGCUGGAUGUGGCCUCAUGUGGGGCUUUCUCCUGACUCCUUUGGCUUAAUACUCUGGUUAACUCCUAGGCCCAGGUCUCUCCUCCAACCUCCACCUCCCUGUCCCAAGAGCUGAGGCAUGGCCACCCACCUGCCAGUGACUCCUCCCUCCACCUAAGUAACAUACAAAUUGGGACCAGGAGGAUAAGACUUUUGGUGUGUCCAGGAUUCACGUUUUUGAGGGGUGGGAGUGGAGAGCAAGGUUGUCUUAGCAAGGCCAAGUAAAGAUGGCAUCCCUGAGUGGGAGCAGUGGUGCUGAAGGAGGCCUGGGGGGACAGGUGUUGGAUGGAGCACAGGGCAGGAUAAAACUGCCUUCCUCUCAUCCUCUGGCCUGUUGUCCUGGUAAGGAGCUUCAGCUGCCUCCCUGGGAACCCCAAAAUGCAGAUUCCAGAGCAAACAUGCCACUGCAGAGAGACGCUCAGCAAACGAGUGUUCGAGUCGCACAGUGGGACCUGGUACAUAAUGCAUUUUUGCCCUGGGUGGGCUGUGGAAAGUUUGUUUAUGCCAAUCAAUGCAAUUUUUAAUUUUUGUUAAUGUCAACAGGAAAAGCCUAGUGCACUUGGAGGUGGGUAGCCUCCCUGGCAAUCUUGUUUCUGGAGUGCCUCUGGUGUCCUCUGGCCCCAGAGCCUUUGCCACAGUUCCCUGCCUACGCCAGCCCCCACCUCACCCGUGUUGUUUGCAGAGCCUUGCCCACAGCUCCCAGAACUGCCUUCUCACCUCAGCCUGUGCUUGGCUGUUUGUCAUUUGGCUGAGUCUACACUGGGCAGAAGUCGUGCACAGGGUGGGUAUUUGCCAAGCCCCUAGGCCCAUCCUGCCGACUGGUCCUCAGCCACACAGAGGGCCAUACCCAGUGACACUAGUGAAAGUGGCUCAGAAUCUUUUCUUGACUAUGGUUUCACUAGGGCAGAAUUCCACUGGGUGAAUUUGUUCGCUCGUGGCCUCCCUUUCCAAAGCCAGAGUUCAUUCAAUCAGAUCUGAAGCAGGCAAUUUACAGACUUUUACCAAAAGUCUCUUAGGGUUUGUACAUGACUUCAGGGGAAUGUCAGAUACAGACUCAGCCUUUCUCUGCAGCCAUCUCACAGAGUGGGUGAGCAGGCAAGGGCUGAGAGCUGCCCUCGGGUGGCUGACAGUAGGUGUCAGGGUGCAAGCCUUCCCCUGUGCCCACAUGCCCUCAAGCUGGAGCAUCACCCCUUCUGCGUGCACCCUGGGCUUUUUGGAAAGGCUGCCAACCCCAUCCCUGGUUUGCCUUGGAACAAGGUGCCGUCCUUCCAGGCUGGCGUGGAAGUGGAGGUGGGUGGCAGUCCAGGUGGAUGGAAGUGACUGUCCCCUCCUCUCCGGCCCCCUGCCCACCCACUGGUGGAGGUGCUAACUAGCAGGGACAUGGCAUAGGACGGGAGCUAGGCACCAGGUGCUUGGGGUCCUUUCUUGUCCCUCAGCCCUACAGAGUCCAGCCAGCCCCUGUGUGUCCCUGUUCUCCCCCGCUCCUCACCACAGUGAGGCAGCCAUCAAGGGUAGGUCCUGGGCUCCCUGCCCACCUGAUGCGGGCAGGGCGGGAGAGAGAGCGGGGAGCACAUGCUUGUUGGUUUCAGAUGCACUUUUCUGCUUGUGAUGCCGUAUCUGUGCAUUUCCUUCAUUCUGGUCCUGGCUUUAUUGAACACCAUGUUUUUAGCAUGUUUUUAAAUAAAAACUGAUAACACAUCAAAAGCA